AUGCGGGCGGAGGAGCCGCUGGCGCUGGCGGCCCCGCGAGCGGGCGGCGAGGCGGAGGCGGAGGUGCCCGGCGAGGAACGGAGCGGCGGCAGCUGCUGCAGCAGCGAGCGCCUGGUGAUCAACAUCUCGGGGCUGCGUUUCGAGACGCAGCUGCGUACCCUCUCCAUCUUCCCCGACACGCUGCUGGGCGACCCCAGCCGCCGGGUGCGCUACUUCGACCCGCUCCGCAACGAGUACUUCUUCGACCGCAACCGACCCAGCUUCGACGCCAUCCUCUACUACUACCAGUCCGGGGGACGGCUCCGCCGGCCGGUCCAUGUGCCCCUCGACAUCUUCCUGGAGGAGAUCCGCUUCUACCAGCUGGGCCAGGAGGCUAUCGAGACAUUCCGGGAGGAUGAGGGCUUCAUCCCAGAGGAGGAGAAGCCUCUGCCCCAGCACCACUUCCAACGCCAGGUCUGGCUGCUCUUUGAGUACCCCGAGAGCUCCGGGCCAGCCCGGGCCAUCGCUAUCGUCUCCGUGCUGGUCAUUCUCAUUUCCAUCGUCAUCUUCUGCCUGGAGACCCUGCCCGAGUUCCGCCAGGAGCCCAAGGGACCCCAGCCUGGCUUCGGGGAGGCUGCUCCUCUCGGGGACGAGGCACUGCUGUUGCCGCCGCUGCCCCCGCCAAGCGGAACCCCCCCGCCUCUGCGCCCCGCCGCUGGCUCCGGCCCGUUCUUCACAGACCCCUUCUUCCUCAUCGAGACCCUGUGCAUCAUCUGGUUCUCCUUUGAGCUCCUCGUGCGCUUCUUUGCCUGCCCCAGCAAGCCCGAGUUCUCCCGCAACAUCAUGAACAUCAUCGACAUCGUGGCCAUCAUCCCCUACUUCAUCACCCUGGGCACCGAGCUGGCCCAGCAGCAGCAGCAGAAGCAGCAGCCUGGGAGCAGCAGCAACAAUGGGGGCCAGCAGCAAGCCAUGUCCCUGGCCAUCCUCAGAGUCAUCCGCCUGGUCAGAGUCUUCAGGAUCUUCAAGCUCUCCAGGCACUCCAAGGGGCUGCAGAUCUUAGGGAAGACUCUCCAGGCCAGCAUGAGGGAGCUGGGCCUCCUCAUCUUCUUCCUUUUCAUUGGGGUGAUCCUCUUCUCCAGUGCUGUCUACUUUGCAGAGACUGAUGACCCUGACUCGCUGUUCACCAGCAUCCCUGAUGCUUUCUGGUGGGCAGUGGUGUCCAUGACCACCGUGGGCUAUGGGGACAUGUAUCCCAUGACCAUUGGUGGCAAGAUUGUGGGCUCCUUGUGUGCCAUUGCUGGUGUGCUCACCAUUGCUCUCCCUGUCCCUGUCAUCGUGUCCAACUUCAACUACUUCUACCACCGAGAGACUGACCAUGAGGAGCAGUGCCAGUACACCCACGUCACCUGUGGCCAGCAACAGUCACCCUUCUCUGAGCCCAAGAAAGGGGACAGUAAUCAGUCCCUCAGCAAAUCUGAAUUCCUGGAAGCAGAAGACCUGGAGUCCAUGAAGUAUUCCAACUUCAUUCCUCCCAAUAACCAGGGAUAUAAAGAGAAGAAAAUGCUGACAGAGGUGUGAUGGGUUUUGUUGUCCUGGGUCCAGACAUGGAGCUGCAAGCCACUGUUACAGUUGUCUUCCUACAAGCAGCUGGAUCUAUUCAGCAUUUACAUGCCAGACUGUGAAUUGUGAUACCGUAAACAGAAUGAUUGUGAUAAUGGGCUCUUCUGGCCUGAUUUGCUGUUUCUCAUUACUGUGUGCAGCCAGAAAUGUUCUUGCUUUAUUCGGUGGAGUGCUAGCUGUCAUCCCCACUCCCUUAUGCAUUUCUUUCUCUGCUUUUGAUGACUGCUUUAAUCCAACAUUUGCUCUGAGACCAAGCCUUGUAACUCCACUAGCAGAGAAGUCCUUGCCACUGCUUCAGCAGAAGCAUUCAGCAGUGUAAACAGUUAAAGGGGCUACAAACAUCUGGCUCGAGCCGUGCUCUCAGUCUCUGAGCCAGUGCGGUGCCCUUGGCUGUGGAAUCAGUCACGCCUGCCAUGCCAUUGCCUUUGAAUAAUGGAAACGCUGCAGCCAGGAUCACAGGGAGCUCUGCAGCUGUAAGGGAAAACCAGCAAGCAGAUUCCUGCCUUCUUUGCAACCCUUGCAAUACUAAAAGAUCCUCCUGGUUUGGGUUUCAAAAAAAGAAAAAAAAGUGCAUAAAUCUAAAAGCUCUUUGCUACUUGUGACCAUACAUCAUGUAUCAAAAACAGGCUUAAAACAGUGAACAAACUUGGUGAAGAUUCUCUGUGUUUUGAGCUUAUCUCAGCCUUAUUUAUGCCAGUACCCUGAUGUUAAUUGGCUUUUAUAGUACCAACUUAAUCUUCAUAGUGGUAAGUGCCUUCUGAUACAAGGCGUGUUUGAGUAAAUUCAUUUGUUAUCUGCAGAGUUCAUCUUCACACAAUAGCGUUUAAUGAGAUGUGCUUUGUGCUUCAGAUACCCAGCUCUGUAUUGGGCAUGUGAGAGCAGUUGACUCCUCUGCUUCUUUUGAUUGAGCAUUUGUGUAGCUGAGGAAAGUUUGCAUGUUGACGUUUUGUUGAUGUGGCAGGAAAAUCCUGACUACAGAAAGCUCUGCACCUGUGCUGUGUGAGGAUCGUGCUGGUUUAGCAAGUCACAGGUAUAAAAUGCUCCAGGGUGAAUGUGUCAACAUUUGAAACUGAGACUGACACAGAUAAAAACUUCCCUAAACUGUCUGCACAAAGCCAGCAAUAGCCAACAGACCCUUUAAAUGAGGGGAGAAACAGCGAGACCCAAAGAGAUGUUCUUGCUGUAUUGCUGGCCUAGCCAGUUCCUGGUAUUUCAUGGAUAGGAGCGACAGCAGUGUUUUUGUAAUUGGUUUUAUGAGAGCAGUUUGUGCCAGCCAUGCAAAAUAUGCAUAGCUUGGCCUGCAGUGCCAGGUUUGCCAAGGGACCAGAGAUUUCUAUCUUCAAAUACACAUUUUGCUUCCCAGAUAAUUUCAUUAGUUUCACUCAGCUCUGCCUUACACCUAACUUUUAAAAUGUUUCAAGCUCUGCCAGCAGGUAAGAAAGGGAAAUGUAUGCUUUCAGAUUCCACUAGCAGAUUUUCCUGCAAGGAAAAAUCCUUCUUGUUUGAAUUCUAAGUGUUUAUUCUGCUUUCACAUGUCUGCAUGUGUAUGAAAGCAAAGGCAGCCAUUAAUGUCUUGAAUUACAGUGUAUGAAAUGCAUAUUGGAAUGUACUAUAUAUUGCAUGGGACACAUGUAAUACAUAAAACAGACAUAAUGCCAAGGUGCAAAAAUAUAGAGAAUAGAUUUUGUAUAUAUAUUGUGCUUUUCAGCCAUAAGACUAAGAAUGCUAAAGGCAUAUCAUAGAAUCAGAAUGACGUGUGUUGGAAGGGACCUUAAAGGUCAUCUCUUUCCAGGGAGGGAAACCUUCCACUAGACCAGGUUGCUCAGAGCCCUAUCCUUUAUUAUAGUCAAAACUGGCCAUAGAACUGGUUAUGAGGUGGUAUCUGUUUGCAUCUUCAUUACUCUGUUUUCAAUUGUCUUGAGAUAUGGCUCCAUGCCUAGAGUGCUUUUAUUGAGGCCUGUCUCCAUCCUGGCCCUGCUCAUAUGGUAGAAGUUGUUUGUGCAAAUCCUAACUACUCCUUUUCUCCAGAGUGCUGUUGCCUUCUCAAAUGUUUUUAGUGUGGAGGGAUCUCCCUUGGGGUCAGCACACAACCAUUAUAUUAAAACCUCUGCUCUCUCUCUCUUGCUGAAAUCAGUAGGAAAAUGCCACUUCUCUCAGUCUGGAAGAAACAAGUUUGAUGUGUGUGGAGAUUCUCAGUUCAGUCAAAGAAAGAACAGAGAUAAUUUCUCCCAGCCUGAGCUUAGAAAUCUUAGAGGAAAGAAUUAGAACAGUUAUUAUCUCUCUUUCUGUAACCAUUGUUUAUAGUUAUGGUUUUCCACAGUGUGCUAUUCAUAGUGCACCAAUAGUGUGAGAUGAUUCUACUUUAAAACCAACCAAGUAUCACCUUAACAAACCACAUUAUAAAAAUACCUGCUACUUUCAUUAAAAUUAACCUUCUUAUUCACCUAAAAACUAAAAUCUUUCUUUCCAUCCCUAACUCAGCAACAUCAGAUGUAGUGAGGGCUCAUAGCUCAGAGGGGUUUACCUGAAUAAAGCCUAAUUUCUCUUUGCUUCAUGGGACUGAAGCAAAGGUUUGUGAAGUUCUGAGCCUUGGGGACCAUUCUGCAUCCCUUGACACCUAUAAUCAGCUGGUGGGUAAAUUGUCCUGGUAAAUAAGUGGGACUGAGGGGCAUGGUGGCAUCUCUGUUGAUUUUGUGUAAAAGUUGUCCAGUUCUUAGCAUGUCUUAGUCUUGGUGGUGUUCUUAGUUGAGUUUCAGGGUCACCUUAAUGAAAUCUUUACUGUGAGGCAAGAGAGGCACUGGUCUUCAAAUUUCGUAUUGCUAGAAACUAGCAAAAGAAGCUGCUAUUUAAUAAGAGGGAUGUUUUGAGGCAGCUGCCCUUUCCCAGCAGAAUGCCCAUGUUUGGGGAUAUUUUAUGCCUGAGUCUAUCAGCUGAUAAAAGUUCCCCCAAAGUAAGAUAUAAAAAAAUCAGGUUGAACACAAGUUCAGGAGGAGUCAUGAGACACGCUGAGCCUACGUCAGAAAAUUCCUGGGCUCAUUUCUCCCCCUGGACCUGGCCCUGUUGGCCCUGCCAGAUGAGAGCCCUCCUUGCCCAGAACAGAUUGUUCUCCUGACCAGCAUGACAGACAGAUGGACAUGGAGACUCUAGCAACAAAAAAAGAUCACUGGUAGCACAAUCUCAGUGUGUCUUACACAGAUCCUCCUGGAAAGAGGUGUCCUGCCCUUGGGUGGAAUCCAGCAGUGAGUUUCUAGUGGGUAUUGGAUUCUCCCUCCCGCAGAUCGCACCCAAGGUGUGAAGGAAUUUUUGUGGUGAGCAAGGCAGCUCUGUGCAGUUUUUGUGAGCCACAUUAGUCAGUUCUGAAAAGAAAAGGGCACAUGAAAAAGUGUAAAGCAGGAGUGGUGUUUGCUCCUUGGGUUUUCUAUGUUUACUCUAAGAGAAAUACAGACCACCAGCAGAAGCAUGGAAACUGUAACCUUGGGACUCAUUUGAGGCACGUAAAUCCUUCUCAAAGCACCUCCUGAAAAGCAGUGAAGUCCCAGAGUCAUCAGUAAUGCUAUAUGUUACAGAACUUGUGGAAUCUGACCUUUUUUAAGGAGCCUUCAGAUUUUUUUUUUUUCAUGUGACUGAAAUGACACUGUGGCACCCAUUGACUUUACCCGAGGUCUUGUGCCACUGAAUCACAGAGAUGCUUUCAAAAACCUUACCUCAAGUUCUCAGCCCUUGGCACUUCCCCCCAGCUGCUCAAAAUGCAAAUCAGUUUCCUUCUGAGGGUAGAGCACAUCCCUGUGAAGCCAAGUAGGCACCUCCAGGGACUUGUUUCCAUAACAACCUCCCGGACUGUUUCUCUCUGUGCUUUGAUUGUGGCUACAAGCAAAAGCACUCCUUGGAUAUUUUGUGUUCAGAUAUCAGCACCUUAUCUUUACAGAUGUUUUCUUUGCCUAGUGGAGCUGAUCCCAUCACCUUAUAUCAUGUACAGGACAGCUGCCCUGUCCAACUUCAGGUGGGCAGUUUCCAGCCUUUGAAAGCAGAGAGUGUAAACCUGGAGAGGGGAAGAGAUUUUAUUCGUCCAUUCUUGCACACAGAGAGCUGGAGAGUGUGUGAAGAACAAUCUGAGCACUCAGCCAGGGAGCUGAGGGGCAACUGGUCUGAUGUAGAGUCACCUGUGUGCCUGAUGACAAGGAAUACAGCUAAAGCAUUACAUUAAAGAUCCAGAAAUUCCUCUUGCAGCAAUCUCACUAGGAAAUAGUUUUGCAGUGGAAGAGACUAUUCCCCCUGGCUGGUUUGUGACAGUUGGUUCCUCUGAUCAUUUUCCCACAGGAUGUUUUCACCAAAGCAGGACAGGGCAGAAAUCAUCUCCUUGGAGGUGGGGAAGGAAGGAAGGAAGGAAAGGACAAAUUUUACUGAGGACACCAUUUUUUUAUCCACUCAAAGGUCUGGAAGCAUGAAAGGCAUGAAGACCUGUUCUGAGGUGUUUUACUGUUGGACUCCAAGAUGAAAUUCCUGUUCUGCUCCUUCUUGGAAAAUACUGGAAUUUGGGAUUUUUUAGUAAUUUUGGGCCUCUUGAUUCCACUUUCAUGGAUAAAAAUGCACUGCUACAGCAGCUGUGGGGGUGAAGGUGACUGAACUUGGUCUUCUGUCCUGGGUCCUCUCAUUCAGAGGUCCCUAUGGGAUAAAGAAGAGUGAGUGUAAAAAAAAUUCAGGGCAGCAAGAGACAGGGUAAGGACUGAAAUGUCUUCCACAUGCUGAUGGAAAGAGCAGCAUCAACCCUAAAAGCAAAGGAACAAACAGCUCCAGCAUCUGCUGCUAUGGCAGAAAUAGGUCCUGUUUACAUCAGGGAAAGAUCUGCAGAUUACAGCAGGAGUCAACCACAGCUUUCCCAAAAGCUUCUACCUGACUCGAGUCCAAGGUAAGAUAAACGUUUCCAUAGGAUUGUGGAUGGUAUGACUCCUGAUUUAAAUGAGUGUGAGAGAAGAAUCAAGCUCAAAGAAGAUGACCGCUGGAUUCUGUAUGCUGCAAGGCUGUUCUGUCAGGACGCUGCAAAAGAGGUUGUUGCAUCUUCUUCCUGUAAAGCUGGUGGAGUUUCUCUCUAUGCAGGGGGUGCAACUUUUAUGGUCAGGAAACUGUUUUCCUUGCUCUGUGGUUUUCUUGCUGCUGCUGCUUUUAAAGGGGUCAACACUCUUAGUUCUAGGAAACUGAAACUAAAUGUGAGCAGGGACUGGAGGAAGGAAGCAGGGAGAAUCCCCUGCAAGAUUCCAAUGCAUCUUAUUUCUGGAAAAACUAAAUAAAGCAGGAUUCAUCUGCAAGUGACUAAAUAGCAGCAAUUUAUGAGCUGUUCCUCAAAAGCCCCAGACAAGCACCGAGUCCUGUGGGAAGCUGGAGAUUGACACAGGACACCUCCAGAAGAAUCUGCUGUUGAAACUUCCUUUAAGCCUUUUUUUCAAGUGGAGCAUCCAGACCUGGCAAAUGCAUAAGGGCAGCCCUUAAAAGAGCAAAGAGCUCUCUAAGAAAACCAAAUGAGCGGCCAAAGUCUGUCCAUUUGUCUGCCUGUCUUUUAAGCCUUAGAUUACUGUGCUUUUCAAAGCUGUGCUUUCAUAACUUGGAUAAAAAGGUAGAUGUUUCAUAUAGCUCUACAAGUAGCAAUCAUCCUUUUCAUGCAAAAUAUCUGCUGCCUGAGGGAUGGGCCCAAACCAGAGGUGUUUCUCAUUUACCUACAAAGUGUCUGGCUUUAGCAUCUGUAGUCAGUUUUUGUGAACAUGUGAACCAUUGCCUGCUCUAAUGGAGUUAGUGACUUAUUUUCAGUGGUUGUAGAGAGUUUCACUGAAAUAGCAGUCUUUGUAGUCCAUUGUGUGACUUAGGAGACACAAUAGCCAGACAAUUCUGCAAUUGUAAUAUAACUGUCUGUGGCAUUCCCAGAAAAUGCUCUGAAGUCUUCUCCUGUUGCACUAUGGUGGUAAAGACUUCUGCUGCUUUUCAAGCUCCAUGAGUCCAUGAUGUGCUGUGCUGAAAGUGAUAGAAAACCCAAUUAGCUUUGAAAAUGAAGGGCAGAGAGGGGUGCUCUGGCCUGGAAUUCUCUCCUUUUGGCAGCAGCAAAGGUCAGCCAUGCAGCCAAAUUUCCAUGAGCACAUGUGGAUCCAGCUUGUUUGUGCUGCCAGCUCUCUGCACAGCGGAGUAGGGGCAGGGUAGGAAGAAUUGAUUCUGGAAGGGGGAAGCCUGAGGGGAAGAGUGGAGUUAAAUGUGAUAGCUGGGACUUCCAGAAAGUAGUUUGAUGGAUGCUGGGCAUCCAGGUUCCCUAGAACUCUUUAUCAGUAACACUCUCUGUAUCUCCCUGGGUGAAUUUUAGCCUGUCUGGCACUUUUCAGCAUCAGUGUGUGAGGGAAAAGAAGUGGGACGCAGCUCUUUCUGAUUUGGCAUCUGAUUUUUCUGGGACUUCAAUGCAUCUUUGUGCUGCUGGCUGAGGGUCUGGAUCUCUGAGGAGCUUCCUGACUACCUGUGGUUCCCACAGGCUUGUAGGACUGGGCUUAGAGAAACCCUGAGCUGCCAGAUGGAGGCUGCUCCUGGUGCAGCUCUUCUGAGUAGUCCUGGGUGUGGAAGUGAGCCUGCAGUCCUUGGGAGGUAAAAUGCACUCCACAAUCCCAAGGGACCUGCUCUAUCUCUCAGCGCAGGCCAGCUGUGGGAAUCCUCCAAGUCCCUUUAUCCUGAUCUGUGUGUCAAGGCCAUGUGGCUGACCAUGAGUGACCAGAGCUGCCAUGGACCUUUCUUGCAAGGGCAGUUGUCUUCAGAGUCAGCGUAGGUGCAGGUUGCCUUUGGAAAAGUGUGAAUAUCCUGGGGAAAUCCAUGGGGCAGAAAUCUUGGGCCAUACUGUGUGCUCACACUAUCAGCAGGCAUGACAUUGGCAGGCAUGCUUUGCUUUUGGUGUGAAAUCUUGCUCUGAUGAAUCACCAAGAAAAACAGCUGGAAUUUGCAGGCCAAGUCUUGUGGUGAGAUAAGUAAUUCCAGCUCCCUUACUGGAUCUGAUUUAUACAGGUCAGGUCCAAUAUUUCUGAGAAAUUGUUGAUGGUGGGGGCUUUUUUGUUUGUUUCAGUGAAAACUCAAACCCUUUCAAAUAAAGAGCAAAUGAGGUAUAGGGAAUUUUUAGCUGGAGUAUGUGCUUCAGGAUGUUUGCUACAUUUAGGCUUUGAGAACACAAAUUCUCUGCAGACUACCCCACAUACAGUGGGAAACGAGGUUAUUUGGCUUGGAAGUGCAACAGGGAGAUGGGACUCAAGUGAGCUUUGAACAGCAAUCAUUGUUAUUAGUGGUGGUGCCAUAUUAUGUGCUUGACUCAAAUCCAGCAUUACACAGGUGAGAACCUGGUGAAACCUUGUAACGUGAUAUUUGUUGUUGUUCCUGCCAGUGUGAUCCACUGUUGAAUAGGCUAAACAUGAAUAAAAU
Serinus canaria (Common canary) is the source of this 9030-nucleotide messenger RNA. Its product is annotated as potassium voltage-gated channel subfamily A member 6. The record is from RefSeq and is a predicted model, not a curated record. Gene Ontology annotation, cellular component: membrane; voltage-gated potassium channel complex. Lineage: Eukaryota; Metazoa; Chordata; Aves; Passeriformes; Fringillidae. Gene Ontology annotation, molecular function: protein binding; delayed rectifier potassium channel activity. The transcript has 4 exons. Gene Ontology annotation, biological process: protein homooligomerization; potassium ion transmembrane transport. The coding region runs from base 1 to 1557 and encodes 518 amino acids.